AUGCCCCUCCUUUCACUCCCAAAGGAUCCCUCCACGAUGGAGGCAGCGGCGGUCGUUAAGGCCAUGCACGUUGACCCGAGGCGUGGACUCUCUGCAGCGGAGGUGGAGAAGCGACGCGGAAAAUUUGGUCGUAACGAACUCCCCACGGAGCCGCCAACCCCUUUUUGGAAAUUGGUUCUGGCGCAGUUUGAGGACACUCUAGUUCGCAUACUCCUGCUUGCAGCCAUGAUGAGCUUCAUGAUGGCUCUUAUUGAAAAGAAUGUCAAGGAUUUUGUGGAGCCGUUUAUUAUUCUCCUCAUUCUCGUGCUAAACGCAGCGGUUGGGGUAUGGCAGGAAAACCGUGCGGAGGGUGCAAUUGAGGCACUCAAGUCAUUCGUUCCCAAACUUGCAGUGGUGUUACGCGAAGGCAAGACUGUCACGGUGGAAGCAGAGGAUUUGGUGCCUGGUGACAUUGUAGAGGUGGCGGUGGGGAACCGUGUUGCUGCGGACAUGCGUGUAUUAGAGUUGCAUAGCACGACCCUGCGCGCUGAUCAGGCAAUUCUUAACGGGGAGUCCGUGGAGGCAAUGAAGGGAGUAGAGCCUGUAGGUGGUCAUCAUGAACGUUUCCCAGCAAGCAUGGUGUAUAGCGGAACAGCGAUUGUAUACGGCAAAGCGCUUUGUGUUGUGGUGCGCACCGGUGCUUCCACGGAAAUCGGCUCCAUUGAAAGAAAUGUGCGGGAGCAGGAGGACGUGAAGACGCCGUUGCAGGUUAAAUUGGAUGAGUUUGGUGUGCUGCUAUCCAAGGUGAUUGGUUACAUUUGCCUAGCAGUAUUCUUGAUCAAUAUGGUGCGCUGGUAUACAGUGCACAUACCGACGCCCAAUGAGCCAUGGUAUGAGCGCUUCAUUGCGCCGGCAAUACAUUGUUUGAAGGUGGCCAUUGCGCUGGCUGUUGCGGCCAUUCCAGAGGGUCUUCCGGCGGUCGUCACUACAUGUUUGGCUCUUGGCACGCGACGCAUGGCGCGGCAUCACGCCUUGGUGCGAGAUCUUCCAAGUGUUGAGACCCUGGGCCGUUGCACUGUCAUUUGCUCGGACAAGACGGGUACAUUGACGACAAACAUGAUGUCCGUGAUGGAGAUCUUUACAAUGUGCUCGAAUGGCGCACUGAGGAACUAUGAGCUGAAGGACUCCAGGUUUAACGUGGUGCCAAAUGUUGUGACAUCUGACGGCAAACCGGUAACCUCAGCCGUAGAGUCGGACGCGGCUCUCGCUAUGUUAUCUAACAUUGCCGUCCUUUGCAAUGAUGCCUCACUACACUACAAUACGACCACGGGUCAGGUUGAGAAAAUAGGAGAGGCUACAGAGGCGGCAUUGCUCGUGAUGAGCGAAAAACUCGUCCAUCCCACAGAUCCUACUGCUGUCUGCGACUUCCGCAAACGUGCCGAACAAAAGUGGAUUAAGAACACAACGCUGGAGUUUACUCGUCAACGCAAGUCUAUGAGUGUGCAUGCCACAGACGCGGCUUCUGCCAGGCUGAACAGUUUAUUUGUAAAAGGGGCCCCAGAGGAGGUUCUGCGACGCUCAACGCAGUUGAUGCAAGACAACGGUGUUAUUGUUCCUUUGAAUGACGCACUGCGUUCACGGAUUAUGGCGAAACUGGAUGCCAUGUCUGGCAGUGAGCACGCACUCCGCUGCAUUGGUUUUGCUUUUAAGCCAACUCUCGCUGUACGGGAGCUAAAGCUUACCGAACCGGCUUUAUUUGAGCAGGUUGAAUCGGAUCUAACAUUUGUUGGGGCAUGUGGCAUGAUUGAUCCCCCGCGUGAGGAGGUUGGGGAGGCCAUUACAAGCUGCCGCACAGCCGGGAUCCGUGUUGUGGUCAUCACCGGCGAUCGUAAGGAGACUGCAGAGGCCAUAUGCAGGAAACUUGGUUUGAUGCCUGCGACAGAUACUGCUGGGUUAAGUUACACGGGAGCUGAACUUGAUAUGAUGAGUCUUGCAGAGAAACGAAAGGUUGUGAUGUCGGCAGUACUUUUUAGUCGCACGGAUCCUUCUCAUAAGAUGCAGCUUGUGAAAUUACUACAGGAGCAAAAACUUAUUUGUGCCAUGACUGGCGAUGGAGUGAAUGAUGCCCCCGCGCUGAAAAGGGCGGAUAUUGGUAUCGCCAUGGGGAGUGGUACGGAGGUGGCAAAGGCGGCGAGCAAGAUGGUGCUGGCGGAUGAUAAUUUUGCUACAGUUGUCAAGGCGGUGGGGGAGGGUCGUUCAAUCUUCAACAACACAAAGCAGUUUAUCCGCUACCUGAUUAGUAGCAAUAUUGGCGAAGUGGUGUGUAUUCUCCUGACAGGUCUCUUUGGUCUUCCUGAAGCCCUCUCACCUGUCCAGCUGUUGUGGGUGAACCUAGUAACGGAUGGUCUUCCCGCUACUGCACUCGGUUUCAACGCGGCGGAUGAGGACAUCAUGGAACAGCCCCCGCGUCACGUUGAUGAGCCCAUUGUGAAUGGAUGGUUGUUUCUACGCUACAUGGUGAUUGGCGCAUAUGUAGGUGUCGCGACGGUUGGCGGGUUCUUGUGGUGGUUCCUCAGCCACGGAUUCAGCUGGCGCGAGCUCACCACCUACGCGGCUUGCACCAAUAUGCAGGAUGCAAAGUGCGCCAUACUUGCUGACCCGGAGGCAGCGCGUGCCAUAGCACUGUCUAUUCUUGUAUUGGUUGAGAUGCUUAAUGCACUGAACGCGCUAAGCGAGAAUGCCUCUCUCAUCACGACACGGCCAUCCAGCAACAUCUGGCUCUUGCUCGCCAUCUUCUCCUCGCUUGCGCUGCACCUGAUGAUUAUGUACGUGCCCUUCUUGUCGGCUCUUUUUAACAUCGCCCCACUCGGUGUUGAUCCUCAAAUUGUGAAGCAAGCACAACCGUUUAGUAUUCUUGUCCCGUCCAACUUUGAUGACUGGAAGGCGGUGAUCGUAUUUAGCGUGCCAGUAAUCUUAAUUGACGAGCUGCUGAAGUACAUCACCCGGCAGAUGCAUGCCCGUCAAGAAAAGAAGAGCAACUGA
Molecule: messenger RNA, 3021 nt
Organism: Trypanosoma rangeli
Lineage: Eukaryota; Euglenozoa; Kinetoplastea; Trypanosomatida; Trypanosomatidae
Product: sarcoplasmic/endoplasmic reticulum calcium ATPase 3
Exons: 1
Coding region: 1-3021 (1006 amino acids)
Biological process (GO): intracellular calcium ion homeostasis; calcium ion transmembrane transport
Cellular component (GO): membrane; endoplasmic reticulum
Molecular function (GO): ATP binding; ATP hydrolysis activity; P-type calcium transporter activity
Source: RefSeq, a predicted model, not a curated record